Molecule: messenger RNA, 1602 nt
Organism: Leptidea sinapis
Lineage: Eukaryota; Metazoa; Arthropoda; Insecta; Lepidoptera; Pieridae
Product: glyoxylate reductase/hydroxypyruvate reductase
Exons: 3
Coding region: 446-1498 (350 amino acids)
Cellular component (GO): cytosol
Molecular function (GO): NAD binding; hydroxypyruvate reductase (NADH) activity; glyoxylate reductase (NADPH) activity
Source: RefSeq, a predicted model, not a curated record
GAUGACGUUUCAUGUAUUCGCUUUUUUCUUAGUUUCGCUAGGCUGGUAGUAUUAACUAUUAGUAUCUUGUAGUCUCAACUCUCAAGUCUGUGUCUGUGUGAUGUGUCUUAAAAAUCAUCUAAUUCUCUAAAGGUCAAGGAUAAUAUGUUUUUGUGAAUGUGAUAACAAAAAAUGUUAUAUAAUAGCUUCAAACGAUGACGAAAGUGUCAUUCUUAGGGUCGACGAAGGCAAAGGUAAUACUGGGAACAGUGUUAUCAUUACAUCUGGCUAUAUAUUUUGCCAAACCGUCGCUCUUCAAAUCUGAAAACGUUAAAAGUGCUCAAGUCCAGGACACCCCGCCUAAAUAUUUACCAUAGCAAAGAAUAUGUAGUUAGUACAACCAUUAGUUUGACAUUGGACAAUGAAAAGUAGUGUUUGACCUUCACUGACACGCGGAAGAAAAUAGAUGAAUUAUAUAAGGAAGAUCAGCUUAACUAGUAGUUUAGUUCGAAAAAUUACUGCAAUUAAUUUUGUUCGAAAUAUGAGUGAAGCCAGUAAAUUCCGAGUAUUUAUAACUCGAUCUGAUAUGCCUGAAGUGGGUGUGGAAUUAUUGAAAAAACAGUGUGAUGUUACAAUAUGUGAGACUCCAUUACCAAUUUCUAGAAAAGAUUUACUAAGCUCUGUAUCUGGGGUUGAUGGCAUAUACUGUUCUCUUAAUGAGAAGAUAGACAAGGAACUUUUGGAUACCGCCGGAUCUAACUUGAAAGUUGUAACAACAAUCUCAGUUGGGUAUGAUCACAUAGAUGUGCCAGAAUGCAAGAAGAGAGGAAUCCGCAUUGGCUACACUCCUAAUGUACUAACAGAUGCAACUGCUGAAUUAACUUUAGCACUCUUGUUGGCUACAUCACGCCGUCUCCCGGAAGCCAUGCAUGAAGCACAAACAGGUGGAUGGAAGUCAUGGGCUCCAACCUGGAUGACAGGACCAGGCCUUGCAGGUGCCACUGUUGGCAUUGCUGGAUUUGGAAGGAUCGGUCAAGCAGUAGCCAGACGUGUUAAAUCAUUUAAAACUUCUAAGAUUCUUUACUUCAAUCGCAGUGAAAGACCAGAAGCCAAAGAAAUUGGGGCUAUCAAAGUCAGUUUUGAAGAAUUAUUAGUGCAAAGUGAUUUUGUUAUUUGCUGUGCUGCUUUGACACCCGAAACAAAAGAGAUUUUCAAUAAAGAUGCAUUUAAUAAAAUGAAAAAGACAGCUAUAUUUGUUAAUACCAGUAGAGGAGAUUUAGUUGACCAGGAUGCUUUGAUUGAGGCCUUACAAAACAAUACUAUUAGAGCCGCUGGUUUAGAUGUGACUACUCCUGAACCUCUUCCAUUGCACAGUCCACUGUUUAAGAUGAAGAACUGUGUUAUUCUACCGCACAUUGGUAGUGCUGCUAUUGAUGCCCGUAACACAAUGAGUGAACUUUGUGCUAAAAAUAUACUUGCUGUUCUAAAUGGUACAGAAAUGCCAGCGGAAUUGAAAUAAUUACUUUAAGCAAAAAUAUUUUGAUAUUUUAUUGAAUGUUGCAUUUUAUGUAUGUAAUUUAUUAAAAUUAUAUCUUUAAAUAAAUAUAAUUUUACUGAUACAAA